Molecule: messenger RNA, 888 nt
Organism: Tauraco erythrolophus (red-crested turaco)
Lineage: Eukaryota; Metazoa; Chordata; Aves; Musophagiformes; Musophagidae
Source: RefSeq, a predicted model, not a curated record
UCAAGGGGACUGAAGCUGGGAAUCUACAGUGAUGUUGGGAACAAGACGUGUGCUGGCUUCCCUGGCAGUUACAACCACUACGACCUGGAUGCCCAAACUUUUGCCUCCUGGGGUGUGGACCUGCUGAAGUUUGACGGCUGCAACUCUGGCACACUGGAGCUGCUGGCAGAAGGUUACAGGCACAUGUCCCUGGCCCUGAACAAGACUGGAAGGAGCAUUGUGUACUCCUGUGAGUGGCCCUUCUACUUGAGGCCCGUGCAGCAGCCCAAUUACACAGAGAUCAAACAGUACUGCAAUCACUGGAGGAACUUUUUUGAUGUCUACGAUUCCUGGAGCAGCAUCAAGAGUAUCUUGGACUGGACAGCACUUCACCAGGACAGCAUUGUGAAGAUAGCUGGGCCAGGGGGCUGGAAUGAUCCUGACAUGCUGGUGAUUGGAAACUUUGGGCUGAGCUGGGACCAAGCAGUGACUCAGAUGGCAAUGUGGGCUAUUAUGGCAGCUCCCCUCUUCAUGUCCAAUGACCUGCGGCACAUUAGUCCUGAGGCCAAGUGGCUGCUCCAGAACAAAGAGGUGAUUGCCAUCAACCAGGAUCCACUGGGCAAGCAGGGAUACCAGAUCACCAAGAACAAGAACUUCGAGCUGUGGGAGCGGCCCCUGUCUGGCCGAGCCUAUGCUGUGGCAGUGCUGAACCAGCAGGAGAUUGGGGGACCCCGGAACUUCACCUUCUCCCUCACCUUCCUUGGCAAUGGGCUGGCCUGCAACCCAGCAUGCUCUGUCCAGCAGGUCCUGCCAGUCAGCAGGGACUGGGGGGUUUACAGCUGGGUCUCCUCCCUGAGCGUGGAGGUGAACCCAACAGGCACUGUGCUGCUGAAAGCAGUGCCACUAUAG